Molecule: messenger RNA, 1469 nt
Organism: Hyaena hyaena (striped hyena)
Lineage: Eukaryota; Metazoa; Chordata; Mammalia; Carnivora; Hyaenidae
Product: cystic fibrosis transmembrane conductance regulator-like
Exons: 3
Coding region: 52-435 (127 amino acids)
Biological process (GO): bicarbonate transport; chloride transmembrane transport
Cellular component (GO): cytosol; plasma membrane; apical plasma membrane
Molecular function (GO): ATPase-coupled transmembrane transporter activity
Source: RefSeq, a predicted model, not a curated record
UUUGUCCUAGUGGAUGGGGGUUGUGUCCUAAGCCAUGGCCACAGACAGUUGAUGUGCUUGGCCAGAUCUGUUCUCAGUAAGGCAAAAAUCUUGCUGCUUGAUGAACCUAGUGCUCAUUUGGAUCCAAUAACAUACCAAAUCAUUCGAAAAACCCUAAAACAAGCCUUUGCAGAUUGCACAGUAAUCCUCUCUGAACACAGGAUAGAAGCCAUGUUGGAAUGUCAACGAUUUUUGGUCAUAGAGGAGAACAAGGUGCGCCAGUAUGAUUCCAUCCAGAGGCUGCUGAGUGAGAAGAGCCUCUUCCGCCAGGCCAUCAGCCCCUCAGACCGGCUCAGGUUCUUCCCCACCCGGAACUCGAGCAGGCACAAGUCUCGAUCCAAAAUCGCUGCUCUGAAGGAGGAGACGGAAGAAGAAGUGCAUGAAACAAGGCUCUAGAGAGCAGUGCAAAUAUUUGCAUAGGAUGUUCGCCUAUGAAAUUGGAGGAGAAAACAGUUUCUGCCUAAAAAAACUAGGAUGAGUAAUGUUUAUCAUUAAAAGGAAAAACUUUGAUAAGAGGAGUUAAGGACAGUCAGAUGGGUCUGGAUGAGUGGCUUCCUGGCAGUGGGCAAAUUGUGUGAAAGGUACUCCAAAUCCUUGAAGAUUUACCACGUGUGUUUGCAAGCCAGAUCUUCCUGAAAACUUUUUCCCCUUGUUGGUAAUUGGAAAGGUGACUAUCAACGUCAGCCUGCCUCAUCGUUCAACUUACUGUUUAGUGAGACUUGCUAAUUUGUAUUAUUGGAGAACUGUAAUCACACUACUUAGAGAUAUGAUUAAGUAAUGGUAACUGGAAACUUUAGUGGCUUAUAUAAGUUUAUAUCCCUUUUCCUGUACUCUCUCCAAGAUAUUUGAGAACAUUAUAUCGUCUGUUAAGUAUUCAGACUGUCCUGUUUCCAAGAAAGUGUUAGAAUACCCCAAGAGUCACACAUCAGCUUGUCAAAAUACAUACCGUGUACAUCUAGGUAUCAGGAGAGAGAACUUCCCCAUCUGGGAAAACUGUGAAUACCACUGAUCGCUCUACCAAAAGUCCAAAUAAUUCGAUUUUAGUACAUCCCUUAUCUAGGAAGAGGGCUGUUACAGUCCCGUGUAUUAGGAUAAUUCCCUUGAUACAGAAGUUGAUACAACUUUUCCCUGCUUCCAGAAAGUAACAAGCUCAUAAGACCUCUGAACAGAGGAUGGCUGGAAAAAAUGCUUUAAAGCAAAUUGGUUCAGGAAAACCCUUCUCACCCCAGAAGCUCUGGGAGGAGAGGGUGUAGGCAGAUAGGCUGUCAGCGCUGUGGGUAGAUACACAUGAAAUCCGAAGAUGUGGGUAUAUAUAGGGUUAUGUUGUAUAGUUUCAGGCUAGCUACACACACUUCCUACUGUAUUGACUGACUGGUGCAGAUAAUGGGAGAUACAUGAAAGAGUCAAUCAAUUCGUUUUAUAUGCUUCUG